This is a messenger RNA of Arachis stenosperma, 2403 nucleotides long. RefSeq names its product serine/threonine-protein phosphatase 7 long form homolog. Gene Ontology annotation, biological process: meristem development; meristem maintenance. Lineage: Eukaryota; Viridiplantae; Streptophyta; Magnoliopsida; Fabales; Fabaceae. Bases 258 to 1748 code for a protein of 496 amino acids. The transcript is spliced from 6 exons. The record is from RefSeq and is a predicted model, not a curated record.
GAUACCAAAACUCGAACCCUCUGAGUUCAGGCUACCACACGGACCGUCCGAUUUCGGUGGGGGGCACACGGACGGUCCGAUUACUGAGGGCGAUGACACGCGGCGCAUAGGGACCAAUCUCCAUGCAAGUCUCGUGAGUGAAGACACUCCUCUCACCAUCCGAAAGCAUCACUAUCCUAGAUUUCAUUUUCACUUUGAACCUCCCUUCUUCUUCCUCUCCUCCCUCUGAACCUUUGCAUGGUGGAAAGAAUUAAAGCAUGCCAAAGAAAAAAAAAAUUAAGGAUGUGGAUCGAGCUGAGCUUCAUAUUAUGCAUUAUCUCAGUCAUUCUGAUUAUAAAUUAAGAAUGGUGACAUGUAACCACCCAGUUCCUCCGGAUCGGUACAACGAUAGGGUGGAGGAGCAUUUACGAAUUACUGGGUUCUAUCAUGUGUCUCAGAUUGGGAUAGUUCAGUGUCAGAAAUCAUUGGUAAAUGCUCUAAUCGAACGUUGGCACCCAGACACACAUACGUUCCACCUUCCCAUUGGUGAAUGUUCCGUGACUCUUGAAGAUGUGUCUCUACUACUUGGUCUUUCCACAGAUGGUCUUCCAAUCACAGGGAUGACAAUGAGUAGUUUUGAAGCCAUGGAGGCGGAGUGUCUGCUUCAAUUUGGGGUUGCACCUCGUAGAGAGGACUGUAGAUCAAGCUGCAUAAAACUGACAUGGCUCCGAAAUGUAAAAGAGAAUUUAGAAUUGAAUGAUGAAAUCAGUAUGCAGAGGUAUGUGAGGUGUCACAUUAUGUUGCUGAUUGGGACCAUACUGUUUGGGGAUAAGUCGGGGGCAGGUGUGCACUGGAAAUUUCUACCCUUGCUUCGUGAUUUCUUCAAUAUUGGACAGUAUAGUUGGGGUUCGGCAUGCCUAGCACACCUUUACAGGGCGUUAUGCAGGGCAUCUCGUUAUAACUGUAAGGAAAUAGAUGGUCCGCUAACACUUCUGCUUGCUUGGGCUUGGAUCCGAUUGCCGUUUCUAUCCCCGCUUCCUAGAGAACCCCGCAGUUUCCCACUAGCAAACAGGUGGCGUAACUGGGAACGUGGUGACCGACGAUAUAGAUAUCUGAAGCUAGGCCACUUUAGGAAGGCCUUUGAUGAACUUCAGGAAGGCCAGUUUGUCUGGGUUGCCUAUGCUGUGGAUCGUGUGGAUCCAAACAUAAUUCCUGCUGAAAUAUACAUGCAGUCAGUUGUCUGGAGCGCUACGGUUCCAUUGGUUUCGUUUGAAUGUAUCGAGUGGCAUGCCACUGAUAGGGUCAGGCGACAGUUCGGUUUGGUUCAGGGCGUGCCUUCUCAGGAACAGAAUUUGGAUAAUGCUCAUGGAGAGAUUCUGACUGGACCCAAAAACCUUAAUUGGGCCACCACACCGACUCAUUCAAAAUGGGUUAUGCAUUGGACAAACAGGUAUCACUACGUUCUUUCUGAGGUUCCUAUGCCUUCACAACAUCCGUUGGAUACCUACCUGAACUGGUACCGAUCAAAAUAUGGGGACCGCUUAGCCUUGUCGAUUCUUGCGGGUGAAGAGAAUGAUGAAGGUAACCAGGAUGUGGAUGUAGGCAAUGAAGAAAUGUAUGAGGGUAACGAAGAUACCAAUGAGGGUGGUCAGGAUAUGGAUGAGGACAAUGAAGAGCAGGAGCAACUUAUAUCACCUCCAAUUCAGCCUCCACAAGAACAACCUCAGUCCUCAACUCGGUAUAUUGGGGUAUGUCACAGUAUGAAGUAGGUGAUGGAACUUCUUUUAGCCAGCUGCUUGGGUUCAUGUCUGCAGAUGCUUCACAUGCACAAUAUGGCCAUCAGCCGGAGUUCAUGCCUGGCAGGUAUUCGUUGGAUACAAGGUAUCCUGGCAAUACAUCAUCGGUUGCAUCUGGAGGAUUUGUAUCUGUGGACUCUAGUAGGAGUGAGGGUGGACGAGGAGUUUUGAAUACUCAAAAUCCUAACCCAUGUAACAUGGGACUCAUUGAAGAAGAUACUAACGUACUCGAAGAAGAAACCGAUGCAUAUAUAGUAGAUAACCCGGAUGAAGAGGGCGAUGACGAGGAGGAUGAAAUUGAAGAGUUCGAUGAGGAUGAAGAAUCUCGUAAUGAUGGUCAGGAACGUAGUCCAGAUGACAACGUCAAAGGUUACAAUCUGAGGAUUGAUCCCCCACGUCGGAGUGCUAAUCGUUUCACCCCUUCGGUCUUCAAAAAAGCGGCCAAGAAAUGCAAGAACUUAGUGAAAGAUGUGAAGUGGAAAAUGAGAAAAUAGUAUGUCACCUAUUGUUUAGAGUUAUUUGUAGUUGUUCAACAUUAUGUCGUGAGGACUUUAUGUAAAUUUUACAGUUACUUGUAUUGGUUUGACAAUAUGUACUGAGGACUUUAUGUAAUGUUUGGAGUUACUUG